Molecule: messenger RNA, 1829 nt
Organism: Lutzomyia longipalpis
Lineage: Eukaryota; Metazoa; Arthropoda; Insecta; Diptera; Psychodidae
Gene: Fbxo42
Product: F-box only protein 42
Exons: 3
Coding region: 127-1740 (537 amino acids)
Molecular function (GO): protein binding
Source: RefSeq, a predicted model, not a curated record
GUCGUGAAGCAAAAUUCGAUGUUUUGUGUGUGGGGACUGGGAAGAAGAAGAAGAUUUUGUUUUUCUUUUGCGAAAAGAGAAAGAAAAAAGUGAUUUUUCUCCAUUUUCUCAGGGAUUUCGGGGAGAAUGGCAACAAUAAAUGAUUUACCCGAUGAAGUUCUCGAAUUCAUCAUCAACCUCCUGCCACCGUACAAGGAUGUGGAAAGCUGUAGAUUAGUUUGCAAAAGAUGGGCGGAUCUUGGCAAGAAUGCUCGUUUCCGGAAGACAAUAAAUUUCCAACGUAGCGUGGCGGAAGGGAAUUUGUGCUGGAAAGAAUGGGAACCACCAGAUGCUGUGGCCCCCAGGAUUGCUGGACGUUUCUCCCACUGUGCUGCUGUGUUCAAGAGUAUAAUGUACAUCUUUGGGGGUGGUAGUAGCAAAGUGACAACUUUCAAUGACUUGUGGGCCUUCAAUUUAUCCACACGCACGUGGAUACGAUGCAAUUCCCAUGGAAAUCAUCCCUACCCAUCGCCCAAGGCACGCGCAACGAUGGUGUGUCACGAGGGGCAGCUUGUUGUCUUUGGGGGUUUGCGGUACCCACCAAUUUACCCGCCCUUCCAACGGGUGUGCCUCUUCGAUGAGCUCCACGUGUACAAUUUGGAAGAAGAGCAUUGGUUCUAUCCGAAAAUUUCAACUCCAUGGCCACCGGCAAUGGCAGGGCAUUCAGCUACAAUUCACGGACGUCAGAUGGUUAUUUUUGGUGGACUCCAGGAGACUGCAUUGAAUGUGACGUACUCCAAUGAUAUUUGGUGCUUGGACCUUGAAACCUACGCGUGGAAGCUUCAGAAAACAUCCCCAACAAAACCAGAGCCACGUAUUGAUCACUACCAGAUACGUCUGGAUGAUGAACACCUCUUGAUUGUCGGCGGUGUUGGUGGUGUAAAUAAUCCCUUUACAGACAUGUGGCUCCUCACGAUGAUCUCUUCGGUGUGGUCGUGGAAGGAGAUCCCCGUGAGGAAUAAGAAAUGCGGUGCAACACGUAUGUGGACCAAUCCAUCGUGCCAUGUGGAUGAGAAGCUCAUUGUAUUGGGGCAGAAUUCCACACUUCCGAAGGAUUUGCAAAUAACAAAUCAAAUUCGUCUCAAUAUUCAAGCACAACGCACCUUUCCGCAGCAUCAGGAGCAACACAGACUAAGAAAUCCCUUUCAGGAUCCCCCCAAUCUCACAGCUCCACCACCACCCCUCUAUGGGGGUGGACGUCGACAACCAGCGCGGGGAGAUGCCGCCGCACCGGAGCCAUCGCGUGUACGACAAAAUUUCCCACGUGCCUCAUCGGAUCACCAUCAUCUGGGUAUGAUGGCAUUCCGGGAAUCACAUUCAGGGCUAGAUAUGCGUGAACGGCGACUUGCGGCAUUGCAGAAGCGUGAACAGGAACUCCAAGCACGUCGUGGUAUGCCACUCGUGGUGCCCACUCCCAAACCCACACCAUGUCCCCCCAAGAAGACACGACAAAAUUGCGAAGCUCUAUUUAUCUGUGAUCUCUCCCACGUACUCCAUCCCCAUGAACCCUUCGUCGAGUGGCAGGAGGUGCAGGAUGGUGGUGUCCUCCCGGGAGCACCCGUCAAGACAAUUCUCUCGAGUCUCGUGGCUGGGAAUGGGGAACUCAUUGUCUUUGGUGGUCUCGAACAGAACACCAAUCAAGGGAAUUACACAGCUAAUAAUUAUCUACACUUCAUCACAGUACCCCAUACGGUGAUAUGAGUGUGUCUCCUUAUUUCCCGGAAGUCAUGUAGCGCCCCCAAAUUCACCUUCAAAGGAAUUAAAGAAUAAAAAAAUAUUUUCUUCACCAA